AAAAACACCUGUAUAAGCUGUGGCCGGGUGUUUACUGUGUAAAUAUCUCAUUCACGCCACCAUGCUGUCCUGUGCAGUCUCCACCGUGUUAUUGUCAUUUAUGCUUAUUACACUGCAAGGAAUCUAUGGGCACGACUACGGAUCGGAUUGCGUUCAAGAUAUACCACACUCUGUCGGUUUUCUACCACACAGAGAAAACUGUUCAACCAAUCCUAUAACGAAAGCAAGGGUUGGAAAACUCAGAGAUGUUUUCUUUGAAAACGGAAUUGAUGCCUACAUUGUCAGCACUGAAGACGCCCACUUUCGGCACAGAAGCUCCCCCCACGACAGCCGCCUGGCAGCAAUAUCUGGGUUUCCAGGCUCUAUUGGUAUAGCAAUUAUUACGAAAACGAGGCUUGUCUUGUGGUCAGAUGGACGCGCCUUCAACGCUGCCAGCGCCAGUUUAGACUGUGAAUGGGAACUCUAUAGAAAGGGUGGACCCGGCGUGCCUACUAUGUCGUCAUGGAUCAAACAAGAACUCGGAGAUUCCGUGAUUGGGUCAUGUCCUACUUUUCUCUCAUCAGCAUGGUGGAGAAAUUUUGAGCUGAGCUUCCUCAAAUCUGAUAUUCGACUACAGGCUAUAGAGGUUGACCUGGUAGAACAGAUUUGGACUGACAAUCGUCCCCCUGAAAGUACUGUCACGAUCAAUGCGCUGCCAACACAGUUCUCAGGAAGGAGUUGGCAGGACAAAGUAAGAGACACGUUUGUAGAAAUGGAGAAGGCUGAAGUGGAUGUCCUUGUACUCAGUGAUCUUGACGAGUGUCCAUGGCUUUUCAACAUGAGAGCAUUCGAUUUCGGAUACAGACCUCACUUUUUCGCAUAUGCCGUAAUCGAGAGGCGACAGAACAGCGCAAGAUUAUAUCUGCAUGAUCAUACGUCGAUUCUCACUCGGAGUCCCUCGGAUCCCGACGUUCAUAUAACAAUUAUGGAGCAUCUCAACACGGAUGAAAACGGAAAUUGUAAACCUCGGACUGAAGAUAAUGGUCCUGACGACACCGGCGCCUGUACAGUGACAGAUGAUGGAGUGAAAUCGUGUUCUGUAGACACUGACACGUGUCUGGAAGUACGAGAAUACGAUUUACAAGCUGUGGUUGAUGAUAUUCGACAAGCAUCCUCACAACCCCAGACGAGGAAGGUGUGGGUGUCGCCAUACUGUAACCAUGCUUUGUACUCUGCUAUCCCUGAGGUAAAGGUUUACCAAGCACCGACUCCCAUCUCUAUUACCAAAGCUGUACGGAAUCCGGUUGAAAUCAAAGGAAUGGUCGACUCCAAUUUGGUCGAUUCAGCAGCGGUGAUAAGAUUUUUUGCGAAGCUGGAAAAGGAGAUAAAGCAAGGUAAAGAUUGGACAGUUUUCCAGGCAUUUAAUGAUGUUCUAAAUUAUAGAAAAGAAAUACCAUAUUUCCGAUCGCCAGCAUUUAGGACCUUGACCGGAAGUGGCCCGUCUGCUGCACACUUAUACAACCUUCCGACUCAGGAAAGGUCACGAAAAAUUACAACAAAGGAGAUAUUUAUGCAGGAUACGGGAGGCCAAUAUAUAAAUCCUGGUACCACCGAUCUUACCAGGUCAUUUCAUUAUGGUGAGCCCACUGAAACGGAAAAGGAAAUAUAUACCCGUGUGUUAAUGGUUCUUGCGGAUAUAUCCAAACUUGUCUGGCCUAAGGGAAGAACAGGUCAUGAUAUUGAUGUCGUUGCGAGACAACAUCUGUGGGAGAUCGGAUUGGACUUCUCCCACGAAUCGGGACAUUCAAUAGGUUCUUAUGGGGGUGUGACUGAAGGUCCAGCAAAAAUAUCUUCAUCAAUGUCAACGUUUUUAUCGGAUGUCCCGUUGCACGCCUCAAUUUUUACUCAUGAUGAAAACAAGCACCAUUUCCCAGAUCCGUCCGAGAUACCAUUGGAGGAAAAUAUGUUCUUAACGUGUGAGCCUGGUUUUUACCAAGUUGGUAAGAUUGGCGUGAGAUUGGAGAAUGUCAAUAGAGUAAAAAGUGUACAAGGUUUAAAGUUUCAGAGCACUACCCAAUGCCAGUUUCUAGGAUUGGAACCUAUAACACUGAUACCAUUCGAACCUAACCUUAUCAUAUACGACAUGCUGAGUUUACCUCAGUUGGAAUGGUUAAAUGCCUAUCAUCAAACCGUAUUGGAAAAAGUCGUGCCUGUAUUGAAAGAGUUCAAAGAUGAAGAUGCCAUAAAAUGGGUUCUCGAAAGGACAAAGACAGUUAAACGAGGAUCGUGAUCAUGAAUUUAUUAUUAUUUAUUUUAUCUUAUAAUAUAAUAAUACUGGGCGCAGGCAAAUGUCUUUAUAUCCAGAUAAAAUAUAUCGUAUAACCAGUCAAUAAGUUCAAUAAGUUCAAUAAAUUCAUUACAGUCAAUAAGUUCAUUAUUGUCAAGUUCGUGAAAAAACAUUGUAAUUGUCCCAAGUGUUUUGGAGUUAUAGCGACGUGAUUUGGCAGGGAAUUCCAAUGGUUGUCAGCUCUUUCUUUUAAGGAGUUCUUUCUUAAGUUCAAUUAAGACUAUAACCUCUUGUUCGUUUGUUAUCGUUUAUAUUUAAAAAGCCUACCGUUUUAAAAGUGUCAUAGUAUCCAUGUAUUAGUUUAAAAACGUAUUUCUUAUUUUAUCCCGUUUUAAUAGAAGGAAAGAAAUAUUAAUUGGGAAAAUAAUAUUUCAAAAGUGGACUUUAUUUUUGUUAGUGAAAGAAAUUAAGCUAAAAAGUGUGGCACCCUCUUAUAUGAUUCAAUUAUAAGGUAUGUAUACUUUUUGGUGAGUGACUGAGAGUAUAAGUUAUAUAUAUAUAUUUAUAACAUGUUAGAUAUUAUGUGUUCUCAUAAGUUUUGAUGAUUGACUUUAUGUGAUAUACUCGAAUAUUUCAAUUUAAUUGGUUUUGUCAAUCAAAUGAUAGCACUCCCUCUAAAAUAUCAUCUUUUGGUGAUCUAACGAGUAAUUAAAACAUAAGGUUAAUGGGUAAUGUUGUUAUCCAAAACUCAGUAUGUGUUGUCCUAAUUAAAAAGAUCUGUAUCUGAAAUAGGACUUUAAUGACAUUCAAUUCGUGAAUUUUCCGCUUGUUCUUUGAAACUGGUUUUCGCAUUCAAAUGGUUUUUUCUUUAAGCAUUUUGUUCAAAAUAACAAAAUACACUCGAAUCUGAGACUGUAUUUUGUCAAAAUAAUUUUUUGUCCAUUUGUACCUGGGAUAGGCAUGAAGUGCCAUCACCUUGGAAAAUUCCUCAGCGAUUUGCUACAACUGAAUUCAAUGUAUAUGUAAAUACUUAAUCAUGUCAAAAUGUCAAAUUCUAACGUUACUACUACCGCUCUUAUAUUGCCAGCGCAGCUCGUGAAAAUAGUUUGAUUUUUCCCCGGAGUUAUUUUGUGUUUUAUGAAAAUCCAAGAUUAUUUUUAAAUUAUUUCAUUCCGUGUUCAAUUAAGCAUUGAACUGUUACCAGAUGUAGUAUACAGUCGGUAUGAAUGCAAUUUGGGUGACAGACAAAUAGAAUGUCGCCCGUUAGGCGUCUGUCAUUCAAAUUGCAUUCAUAUCGACUGUAUACUUUAUCUGGUAACAGUUCAAUGCUUAUAUUUACAUUUAUACAGUU
Mizuhopecten yessoensis (Yesso scallop) is the source of this 3617-nucleotide messenger RNA. RefSeq names its product probable Xaa-Pro aminopeptidase P. Lineage: Eukaryota; Metazoa; Mollusca; Bivalvia; Pectinida; Pectinidae. The transcript is spliced from 24 exons. The coding region runs from base 62 to 2269 and encodes 735 amino acids. The record is from RefSeq and is a predicted model, not a curated record.